Molecule: messenger RNA, 872 nt
Organism: Talaromyces proteolyticus
Lineage: Eukaryota; Fungi; Ascomycota; Eurotiomycetes; Eurotiales; Trichocomaceae
Product: 60S ribosomal protein L32
Exons: 6
Coding region: 74-466 (130 amino acids)
Biological process (GO): translation
Cellular component (GO): ribosome; cytosolic large ribosomal subunit
Molecular function (GO): structural constituent of ribosome
Source: RefSeq, a predicted model, not a curated record
CGAUCGCGAAUUCUGAUCCCGUCACGACAACUCUCGACGCCCAGCUAGCGAGACUCACGACAACACCGACGAGAUGGCGGCCAAGACACACAUUAAGAUCGUGAAGAAGCGCACCAAGCGCUUCUUCCGCCAUCAAUCCGACACCUUCAAGUGCGUGCCAUCAGCAUGGCGCAAGCCCAAGGGUAUCGACAACCGUGUCCGUCGUCGCUUCAAGGGCACCAUUGCUAUGCCAUCCAUUGGCUACGGCAGCAACAAGAAGACCCGCCACAUGAUGCCUUCCGGCUACAAGGCUUUCCUUGUUCACAACCCCAAGGACGUUGAGCUUUUGCUCAUGCACAACCGCACCUACGCCGCUGAGAUCGCCGGCGCAGUCUCCUCUCGUAAGCGUGUUGAGAUCUUGGCUAAGGCCAAGGCUCUCGGUGUCAAGGUUACCAACGCCAAGGCCCGCGUCACCACCGAGUCAUAAAUUCGCGAUGCAUUAUCGAAAGGGUUUAUUUCUUUUGUGUGUUCCUGGUUCUUGUUUCGCGCGUUGCAGGCUUUUUCCCUUGGAAGGGACGGUUAUCUAUGGCAUUAUGUGUGGUGGUUUACGAAUUUCGAAAGAAAUUGCAAUCAUGCCUCCCGCAAUCAACUGGGGGGACGAAAUUUUCAAAAAUGAAGGGUCGACUUAUAAUGACGAACACUCGAUCCGUGUAACGAACGGCCCGUUGACUUGAGAUCGUGGAUUUUGUUGGAUUUCAGGGCGCUCGGUGCCAAAACGUUGAGAAAUGAUAUCUUUACCUGUUCUGCGUGCCUUCUUAGAAUUCUUGUCGAUAGAGGCAAGAAACAGGAUACAAGUGACACUCUAGCGCAGAAAAUAAAACCAAAAUCUUUCU